AUGAGUAGUGCUGUGUUGCUGACUCACCUUCCAGACCCCAGCAGCAACUUCAGGGAAGACGCCCCCCGCCCCCCUGUGCCAGGCGAGGAAGGAGAGACACCAUGCCAACAGCCUGCAAGCUCGUUUGUCAUGAAAAGCCAAAGCUUCAAGGCCAUGUCAAUUUCUUCCAACCCAAGGAGGAAUGAGGAUGGGCUUGGUGAGCCGGAAGGCAGUGCAUCUCCAGACUCCCCUCUGGCAAGAUGGACCAAAUCUCUGCAUUCCUUGUUGGGGGAUCAAGAUGGUGCCUAUCUUUUUCGGACCUUCCUGGAAAGAGAGAAAUGUGUGGAUACCUUAGACUUCUGGUUUGCCUGCAAUGGCUUCAGGCAGAUGGACCUUAAGGAUACCAAAACUUUAAGAGUAGCCAAAGCUAUAUACAAAAGGUACAUUGAGAACAACAGCAUUGUCUCCAAGCAGCUCAAGCCUGCCACUAAGACCUAUAUAAGAGAUAGUAUCAAGAAGCAGCAGAUAGAUUCUAUAAUGUUUGAUCAGGCACAGACUGAAAUUCAGACUGUGAUGGAGGAAAAUGCUUACCAGAUGUUUUUAACUUCUGAUAUAUACCUCGAAUAUGUAAGGAGUGGGGGAGAGAAUCCUGCUUAUAUUAACAGCAAUGGACUGGGGAGCUUAAAAGUUGUCUGUGGCUAUCUCCCAACCUUGAAUGAAGAAGAAGAAUGGAGCUGUGUGGACUUUAAAAACAAAAUCUUGCCUUCUGUAGUUGGGCUAUCCAGCAAGACUUUGAGGGUUACAGCAAAUGUCAGAGCUACAGAAACGGCUGAGAAUGGAUACAGGUCAUUCAAGAGGAACGAUCCUAUUAACCCAUACCAUGUGAAUUCUGGCUACGUUUUUGCCCCAGCAACUAGUGCAAAUGAUAGCGAAAUAUCUAGUGAUGCCCUGACUGAUGAUUCCAUGUCAAUGACGGACAGUAGCGUAGAUGGAAUCCCUCCUUAUAGACUUGGGAGCAAGAAGCAGCUCCAGAGGGAAAUGCAUCGUAGCGUUAAGGCCAAUGGUCAAGUUUCUCUACCUCAUUUUCCGAGAACCCACCGUCUUCCUAAGGAAAUGACCCCUGUGGAACCAGCUACCUUUGCGGCUGAACUGAUAUCCCGGUUGGAAAAGCUGAAGCAAGAACAAGAAACGAUGGAUAGUCUGGAGGAGAGGCUACAGCAAAUCAAAGAGGAAGAAGAGAAGGAGGGAUCAGAGCUACCUGCCAACACGCAGACCAAUCGGGAGGCAGCAACCACUCAGCAUCAGCAGCACUCACUCACUCUCCUGCCAUCCGGCAGCUACGAGGAGGACCCGCAGGCGAUCCUGGAUGACCAUCUAUCGCGAGUGUUGAAGACUCCCGGCUGCCAGUCACCCGGCAUGGGGCGGCACAGCCCCCGCUCCCACUCCCCGGACCGCCUCCCAGGAGGCAAGCCACAGCCGAGCACGGCAUCGCCAGCUGCCUGCACUCUCAUCAGUAAAGGAUUUAUCACCAAGCAGACCACCAAGCACGUCCACCACCACUACAUCCACCACCACACCAUCCCCAAGACUAAAGAGCAGAUAGAAGCCGAGGCAGCACAGCGGGUCCAGUGCUUCUGUCCUGGGGGCAGCGACUCCAACUGCUAUUCGAAAUGCAAGAGCCACUCGAAAGGGACGGAGCUUCCGCUGGAGCAGUUUGGAGGGAGCAAACCCGGCACGCUGACGAAGAGGAAUGGCAAAGUAACAGAUGGCGUCGCCCUGCCGGCCGGGGAAGUAGGGCUAUCCGCAAUGCCCGGGCUCCAGCUACCUGGGGGCGAGGCGGAUCGGUCACAGAACGUCUGGCAGUGGAUGCUGGAGAGCGAGAGACAAAAUAAGCACAAGCCUCAUAGCACACAAAGCACAAAGAAGGCCUACAAUUUGGAGUCCACCAAAGGGAUCCCCAGUGAGCGCCCGGCCCGCCAUCACCUGUGGGGGAACAGCAAUCACUCACGCGGGGCACAGCCUGCCCACCCGUUCGUCCAGGAUCCCACCAUGCCCCCGCUGACCCCGCCCAACACCCUCGCCCAGCUGGAGGAAGCCUGCCGCAGGCUAGCGGAAGUGUCCAAGCCUCAGAAACAAAGAUGUUCAACCUCAAAUCAGCAGAGGGAUCGAAACCACUCAUCCGCUGUUCAGGGAGGAAAUGCCCCUUUUUGCAAUGCAAGUCUAACUACAGAAGAUCACAAAGAGCCAAAGAAACUCCCAGUGGUUCAUGCCUCCCAGUCCAGCGAGUUGGUUGUCACUUAUUUUUUCUGUGGAGAAGAAAUACCCUACAGGAGGAUGUUAAAGGCCCAGAGCCUGACACUUGGGCACUUUAAAGAGCAGCUGAGCAAAAAGGGAAAUUAUAGGUAUUAUUUCAAAAAAGCAAGCAACGAAUUUGACUGUGGUGCAGUUUUUGAAGAAAUUUGGGAAGACGACACAAUUCUGCCCAUGUAUGAAGGAAGGAUUCUUGGGAAAGUAGAGAGGAUUGAUUGA
Molecule: messenger RNA, 2508 nt
Organism: Emys orbicularis (European pond turtle)
Lineage: Eukaryota; Metazoa; Chordata; Testudines; Emydidae
Gene: AXIN2
Product: axin 2
Exons: 11
Coding region: 1-2508 (835 amino acids)
Biological process (GO): regulation of centromeric sister chromatid cohesion; negative regulation of canonical Wnt signaling pathway; positive regulation of proteasomal ubiquitin-dependent protein catabolic process
Cellular component (GO): beta-catenin destruction complex; nucleus; plasma membrane
Molecular function (GO): protein kinase binding; ubiquitin protein ligase binding; I-SMAD binding
Source: RefSeq, a predicted model, not a curated record